AUGAUACUUGUCAAGGUUCUGAAAAUCGAAAUAGACAUACCGACUUCAAAACGGCGUCGUUUUGAUCCUAAAAAAAAAAAAACCCAAACGGGCAGAAGCAGAACUCACCCCCUCUCCCUUCUCUCUCACUAUUCAAUAUUCACAAAAUCUCAAACUGAACCCUAUCAAAGCAAAUAUCCACCAGAAGCCCUAGCCGCCACCUUCUCCAUCAUUGAUCUCCUCUCUUUGGCCACCGGCGGGACAGACCGUGUGUGUGUGUUUGUGUUCAAGCUCAAGCUCCCUCUUCGAGCUCUCUCGCCGUCGAUGCUUCUUCGCCCCUCACCGUGGGUCGUCGCUGCUUUGCUCCUCUCCGUGGGUCGUCGCUGCUCCCUCCUCGCCGUGGGUCAUCGCUGCUCCGCUCCUCACCGUUUUUGCUGUCGCCCCUUCUCUUCUCCUCUGAUUUUAGGGGCAUAGGGCUUAUGGUAUGCCAGCAAUUUGCUGGAAUCAAUGGAAUUUGUUUCCAAAAUUAACACUAUGGAGGGGUCGGGAUUUUCUUGUAUAUGGUUCUCACUCUUACCCUAAACUAAUAACAAUUAUUUCGCAAAUGUUAUUUCUCCAAUUACUUACUCAAGUGGAACAUAUAUAUAGGGGCAUAAUAAUAAGCCAAGGUUCAUGAAGCAACACCAUAUUAUAUAUUAAGAUGAUUCUGAGUAUGGAUUCUGAAUUCAAUUUGCUGAAUAUUGAAUUGAUUCUGAAUUUAAUUUUAGAUAACUCUG
Arachis ipaensis is the source of this 755-nucleotide messenger RNA. NCBI's taxonomy places the organism in Eukaryota, Viridiplantae, Streptophyta, Magnoliopsida, Fabales, Fabaceae. The record is from RefSeq and is a predicted model, not a curated record.